Molecule: messenger RNA, 3283 nt
Organism: Osmia lignaria (orchard mason bee)
Lineage: Eukaryota; Metazoa; Arthropoda; Insecta; Hymenoptera; Megachilidae
Gene: Bili
Product: FERM domain-containing protein 8 Bili
Biological process (GO): negative regulation of canonical Wnt signaling pathway
Cellular component (GO): cytoskeleton; plasma membrane
Source: RefSeq, a predicted model, not a curated record
AUUUAGAUGGCAGCAGAGCAGUGUUUUGGUUUAGUAUCUUUCGAAAAUUAAUUACGAUUUAUCGCGAGAGUUGAUUUGUCCUGUUGAAAUAAAGGACAUUUUAAUUCUAACUAGUAUUCAUACUAUUCAAUAUGUGAAGUGGUGAUCAAUAUCAUUCAUGGGAACGAUUAUAUGAUGAAACACCUAGUACUUGGUUCAAUAACAAUAUUUAAGAAUGAAGAUAAAAUAUACGGAACGAUUAACGAAGUAAAAUACAAUGUUAACGGAACACUGUAAGUAGAUAACAAAUUAAAAAUCAUGGAUACACAAGAAGAUUGUACAAUUCGUCGAGGGCAACCUGUUCGAAGGGGACAUACAUCGGCUUCACCGAUGGUAAACCAGUCCCAGUAUUUAAAUGUUGGAAGAUCUAUCGUUCGAAUAGCUGUAUAUCUGAUGACCGAAGUUUUUCUAACAAUGGACAUAGAACAGAAUUCUACUGCACAUCAAAUUCUUACUAUGAUACAGUCUGAAGCAGAGCUAGGAUUGGCAAGAACCCCAUUACCUACUGGUCAAACAGUCUUUGCCUUGUGGCUUUGUUCUUCGAAGCUUGAAGUUCAACUAAGACCAAAUCACAAGCCUAUCGAAUUGGCUACAAAGUGGAAUCGUUUAGUGAAAAAGUAUAGCUCUGAAACAGAAGACACUGAUGAAGAACCCUUACUAUGCCUUCGAAGAAACGUAUUUCUUUCUAGAGCAGACGAGGAGCAAAUAAAAGAAGCUAAAGUAUUGGAAUUAUUAUAUGCAGAAGCUAGAAAUAAUGUUUUACAAGGACGUUAUCCAUGCGAAGGGCAAGCACGAUAUGCCAGUUUAGGAGCGUUGCAAGCACGCAUUGAAUUAGGACCAUAUAAUCCACAAAGUCAUACCUUAGCUUUUUUCAGAAGACACCGUGGUCGGUUUUUACCUCAUCAUUAUACUUCUCCUAGUCUAUUAUUGGGUCUAGGUCUUGGAUUAGGUUUGGUAGGAGGAAAAGGUGCUCCCGAGGCUCGUCUCCUUGAACAAUAUAAACGAAUACCUAAUCACACAGGAACUAAUACAAAUUCGAGGAAACUUAUCAGAAAAUACCUAGAGUUUUGUUGGAGCUUACCCUGUUAUGGUGCAGCUUUCUUUCAGGGACAAAUCGAACGUCCUGUAAGAGGUCUUGCAUCGUGGAUCACAAACCGUGAUAUGCAUGUUCUCAUAGCUAUUAAUUCAUCGGGUAUUUACAUUGUUGAUGAUAUGCAAUGUAGUUUAUUAUUAGGUCUACGUUAUUCAGAGAUGAGUUGGGAAAUGGCAAAACCAUCUGACGAGGGUAAUUUGGACUGCCUGCCUUGUUUGUUUUUACAAUUUCCUGUUCGAGAGAAUGGAGCACGCGUUUAUAAAAUACUACAAGUAUUCUCAAGACAAGCAAUAAUGAUGGAUACGUUAAUUUCUGGUUUUGCCGAGGAACAUCGUCGCCAUGGAGCUAACGGCGAUGUGGCAAAUACUGAUCGUUUAAUAGAUCACUCGAUAGGUUCUACUACCGGGAGUUUUACUAAUAAACUUAGCAAAUUUACGUUGGCUACUUUUGACGACGAAGGUAAUAUUGCUAAGAUUAUUAGAACUCAAUUCAUUAAAAUUGUAUUUAAAAUUCAUUUCAGGUCGAUGUAUCGGACAAAUGGGUUCUUGGUCUUUUCAAUAGAUAUAUUUACAAAUCAAGUUCAAGUAUUGUAAGAUAUGGAUUUUGUUGUAGAUAAUCCAUUAACAUUUUAUAGCGUUUUGGAACUAAAUCUUUGUGACGAUUUAAUCUAGUUUCUAAAGUCUGCAAAAUGAAAUUGAUCUCAUCCAUCUUUUCUAAUAUUUUUUCCUCUUCUUCGCGACUCAACUCGCUCUGUAAAAAGUAUUGUAUCAUGUAUAUUUUGUAACAAAUGAAUAUGAAAAAUCUUUAACCUGCACUAAUGAUGUUUGUAGCCUCUCAAGAUCUUGCGUGUACUCUUCAAAUUUACUUAAAAUCUUAUUCGCUCUAUUUACGAGUAGCUGUUUGUAAUCGUUGAGACAUUCGUAUUUUAUUGUAUAGGCAUGAAGCGUGGAUAUCUCGCCUGGAUUCCCUAUACGGGCCAAGUAUGGUUUCAAAUAAUCCAUAUCUUCUAGAUCUGUUUGACUUUGUACGCGUGUCCAUUCGCUCUGUGUUCGUAAUUGUACACAUUAGUAUUAAUAUUAAAAGAAUAGUAUACAGAUAUAUACUUUUCAUACCGUGGGUAGAUCAGUUGCUGAUUCCUCCUCUCUAUAUUUAUCAUAUGCAGAUAUUAAUAGCACCGGAGUCAAGUACUCAUUGUUUUUAGUUCUUAGAAAAAAGGAUAUUUCGACUUCGGUACUUCUAACAUACGACACGGUCUGAUCCUCUUCCUUCAACUGCUUCUCUAGUUCAUAAAAUACAUCAAGAGCUCUAACAUGUUCAUCCAUGGGCUAGAAAGAAAACCAUAUAAAUUAUAAGUUUGUGAGGAGAUCGAGGCCGCGAAACCGCAGGUCCCGCCGGCACGCGCCGCGAGUACGAACACCGCCGCCAGAUGGCGACCGCGCGCAUCGCGAACUCGCGAGGCAAAUGGCCUCGCAAGUAAUUAUAUACCGCGCCGCGAACUGACUACGAUUGGAUCGACUCUCCGAGCGACAUCCCAUGCAUGCGCUACAGUGGGAAAGAUCAUCUACUAUUUUUUGGAAAUUCUAACGCUUCCUUCAGUAGCGUUCGGUGGACGAGUUGUGAUUGCGGACUGCGAUAUGUCCUGCAUUUUCCGCUGGCAAGUGCCAGGUUUUUUUCGAGCGGCUUUCCGGCUGCAGGAUCGGACGUAUACGUCAUCCGAACGUCGACCGGAGCCACGGUCUUCUUCCUUGUCGGGGUUAGGCGGGUUUGCAAUUGCGGCCGUCCGCCUAGGGACAUCUAGCACCGAAUGCUAGACAUCCCGUGCCUCCGACGCUCGGUGCUGCACUUCGGCUUACACCGGGGUGCCGGACUGCAGCGCCGAGCCAUACGGCAAACAAGCCGUACCGUGAUCGAACCGCGUCGCGUUAGUAUUAAGCCGUUAGUAUUAAGUAGUUAGUAUAAAGUAGUUAGUAUAAAGUUAGAGUUAGUAUUAAGCAAGUUAGCUAUAAGUCGUUAGCCGUAAGGAUAUGUCUCUAGACAUAUUUUAGACUGUAAGGACGCGUAGGACCCGUAGCCUUAACUAUAAGAUUAGAAUAGAACUGGCAUUCGUCAGAACCCCGGGACUUACCGGUAACCCGUCACAAGUUUAAUUGA